Molecule: messenger RNA, 2140 nt
Organism: Gracilinanus agilis (Agile Gracile Mouse Opossum)
Lineage: Eukaryota; Metazoa; Chordata; Mammalia; Didelphimorphia; Didelphidae
Gene: TSPAN12
Product: tetraspanin 12
Exons: 7
Coding region: 1-918 (305 amino acids)
Cellular component (GO): membrane
Source: RefSeq, a predicted model, not a curated record
AUGGCCAGAGAAGAUUCCGUCAAGUGCCUACGCUGCCUUCUCUAUGCCCUUAAUCUGCUCUUUUGGUUGAUGUCCAUCAGUGUGUUGGCGGUUUCUGCCUGGAUGAGGGAUUAUCUGAAUAAUGUUCUGACUUUAACUGCAGAAACAAGGGUUGAGGAGGCUGUCAUCUUAACUUACUUUCCUGUGGUUCAUCCCAUCAUGAUUGCUGUCUGUUGCUUCCUUAUCAUUGUGGGGAUGUUAGGCUACUGUGGAACAGUCAAAAGAAAUUUGCUGCUUCUUGCAUGGUACUUUGGAAGUUUGCUUGUGAUUUUCUGCGUGGAACUAGCCUGUGGAGUUUGGACUUAUGAGCAAGAAGUUAUGGUCCCAGUUCAAUGGUCAGAUAUGGUCACUUUGAAAGCGAGAAUGACAAACUAUGGCUUACCUAGAUACCGAUGGCUGACUCAUGCUUGGAACUUCUUUCAGAGAGAGUUUAAGUGCUGUGGAGUGGUGUAUUUCACAGAUUGGUUAGAAAUGACAGAGAUGGACUGGCCUCCAGAUUCCUGCUGUGUUAAGGAGUUUCCAGGAUGUUCAAAGCAGGCAAAUCGUGAAGACCUCAGUGACCUUUUUCAAGAGGGUUGUGGGAAAAAAAUGUACACCUUCUUGAGAGGAACCAAACAAUUACAAGUCCUAAGAUUCUUGGGUAUUUCUAUCGGAGUUACACAAAUUCUGGCAAUGAUCCUCACUAUUACCCUGCUGUGGGCUUUGUAUUAUGACAGAAGAGAUCCUGGGACAGACCAGAUGAUGUCCUUGAAGAAUGACACCUCACAGCACCUGUCAUGUCAUUCAGUAGAGCUGCUGAAACCAAGUCUGUCAAGGAUCUUUGAACAUACAACCAUGACAAACAGCUUUAAUACACACUUUGAAAUGGAGGAGCUGUAGAUAAUGCAAGAGGAUGAGACCACAAAAUUUUUGGAUUGGACUUGUGAUUUUUUUUUAGACCAUACAAUCCUUUGUCCAUCUGUUUAUGAAAUAUCUCCUUCAAAGAAUACUCAGAGACCUGAUUUUCUGCUUCCUAAACCAAGGAGAAAAGGAUUUCACAUCAUACUAGAAGUUACCAAAUGACUGUACAGUUGAAAAAAAAAACACCUCCUUUAUAGUGUUGGGGGACAGAAGUAACAUCGGUCUUUUAGACUAUCGUGUAAAAUUCUUAUUGUUUGUAGAUGUAGUUACAUUUGGAAGUUUACUAUGAUAAAAUUUGACUUACAUCCACAGGCUAUUUAGUUUAUAAAGCACUGACUAAUGACUAAUAUAGGAAAGUAGAAAGUACUAAUAAUGAUCCUUACUCUUUGAUGGUGAAUUAUUUUGAGGGUGUUGAAAAGAUCCUACAGGAAAAAACCAACCAACCAAACAACAACAACAAAAAAACCUCUUUGUUGCUUACCAAAUUAAAUGUGACUUUCUUUAAAAUUUCUAAAAAUGAACUUUACCACUUAAAAAAACUAACCCAAUAUCUUAAAACUGGUCAGGGAUAUUUGUGUAAAUGAUUGUUUUCUCUGUGUUAAAUAAAUCUGUAUAUUUUAGUAGAUUUCAAUCCAGUAAAUGUUAAAAAAAACAAUUGUGAAAAGGAAGACAUUGCAUUUGCACAGCACCUUUAUUUUUACCUUUCCUGUAAGAUGAUUUUUAGAGUUCUGUCCUAUAUUUUAUAACUAUUAAAAAUCACUAGGUUUGGAAAAUCACCAGUGUGAUAAAUAGGCAUCAUUAUUUUUCAGAAUGUCGUCCUGUCUUUAGAAAAUUUUUAACGAGGCAGUUCUCACUUAACUGGGUUUUUAUUGUAAGACUCAAGAGCUGUACUUUUCUAAACUGUGGCUCAGUAUGAAAGCUAGUGCAUUUUCAGAUACUUAUUAUUGCCCUCAGCCUGUAGAAUAUACUAUUCUUAUUAUCCAGUCACAUGCCUGAGGUAUAAUUUCAAUAAAUUAAAUAUUGUUUGAUUAGUAAUUUUUUUGCUGUAUCACUUCAAUUUUGACACUGGGGUUACACAAAUUAUGAAAUUUCUACAAAAGUUAAAAUAUAUUUAUUUGAAAUGGGAAAAGUGCAUUUUACUGUAUUUUGUGUAUUAUGUUUAACAGAAUAUUUGAAAGAAAAUUAAACACAUUUCAAUAAA